GCCGGUGGUAGCGGUGGCGGUAGAGACUAGGAUCUUGCAGUUCGCGGCGGCGCUGGGGCGCAGCCAGGCGGCCGUGCCGGUAGAGACCCAAGGCUAAGCUCUGAGCCAGACUUGCGCACAGCUUUACCCGCCCCCAACCCCCUAGGAGCGAACCCCACGCGCCCCUUGGGUGUCCCCAGGGUCGAAUCGAACCCCCACGCGUGCCCUUCCAUCUCCUUGGGUGACUACAGCGUGUGUUUUGUUUUUCUUCCUUCUUCCCCUUCCCGUGUGCCCUUCUCCAGGAUGGCAGAAGCAGAAUUGCACAAGGAGAGGCUGCAAGCCAUAGCAGAAAAAAGAAAGAGGCAGACGGAAAUAGAAGGAAAGAGAAGACAACUUGACGAACAGGUACUGCUGCUCCAGCAUUCCAAGUCCAAAGUGCUUCGGGAAAAAUGGCUGCUGCAGGGUGUGCCGGCAGGAACAGCAGAGGAGGAGGAAGCCAGGCGCCGGCAGUCUGAGGAAGAUGAGUUUACAGUCAAGCAGCUCGAAGAAAACAUUCAGAGGCUGGAGCAGGAAAUACGAGUGCUUGAAAGUGAAGAGUCCCAGAUCUCUGCCAAAGAGCAGAUCAUCCUUGAGAAACUGAAGGAGACAGAGAAAUCCUUCAAGGACUUGCAGAAGGGUUUCUCCACUGCAGAUGGAGCUAUAUACGCCAUGGAAAUUAAUGUGGAGAAAGACAAACAAACAGGAGAGACCAAGAUUCUCUCUGCAUCCACCAUUGGCCCAGAGGGGGUCCAUCAGAGAGGAGUCAAAGUCUAUGACGAUGGUACCAAAGUAGUGUAUGAGGUGCACUCAGGAGGCACCGUGGUAGAAAACGGAGUCCACAAAUUAAGUGCAAAGGAUGUGGAAGAGCUAAUUCAGAAGGCUGGACAAUCAAGCUUCAGAGGACACAUGUCAGAAAGGACUCUUGUUGCAGACGGGAGCCUGGGCCAUCCCAAGGAACACAUGCUCUGCAAAGAAGCCAAGUUAGAAAUGGUGCAAAAGUCCAGGAAAGAUCGCUCUUUGGGAAACCCCGGGCAGCAGGCCCAGCCCGCCAGCACAGAAGGGCCAGAGGCAAACCUGGACCAACCUGUCACCAUGAUUUUUAUGGGCUACCAAAACAUCGAGGAUGAAGAGGAGACUAAAAAGGUGCUAGGCUAUGACGAAACCAUCAAGGCCGAAUUAGUCCUGAUCGAUGAAGACGAUGAGAAGUCGCUAAGAGAGAAGACGGUGACGGACGUGUCCACAAUCGAUGGGAACGCAGCUGAGCUGGUGUCCGGAAGACCCGUGUCAGACACCACAGAACCCUCAUCCCCAGAAGGCAAGGAAGAGAGCCUGCCCACAGACCCGGCCCCAGCAUCUGGGUGGUCCAGUGCACUGCUACAGGGGGAGGAGGUAACUGCGGAUGCCAUAGAAACCGACGCAGACAUGGCCAUCCAGAAGCCUCCCCAGCUUUCUGAGGAUGCUAGCCAUCUGAGAAGCAAGCAAGACAAGUGUGGUGACAGUCGUCCGGAGCCUGCUGACAGCUCUCUCUCUCCGGAUCAUAAAAACAUGGAAAUUGGGGUAUCCGUGGCAGAAUGUAAAAGCGUACCUGGAAUCACCUCUGCUCCCCAUUCCAAGGAACGCUCCUCCCCUUUCUAUUCACCCUCACACAAUGGCCUCCUCGCUGAUCACCACGAGUCCUUAGAUAAUGAUGUCGCCAGAGAGAUCCGGUAUCUAGAUGAGGUGCUGGAGGCCAACUGCUGUGAUUCUUCUGCGGAUGGAACUUACAACGGAAUCUCCUCCCCAGAGCCUGGUGCAGCUGUACUGGCGAGCAGCCUAGGCUCACCUGCCCACACAGCCACCCAGGCAGAACCCACUGAGAAAGCAUCUGGCAGGCUGGUGCCUCCUCACACUGAGCUCAGUAGGAGCCCCUCUGACACCAUGGCUGAAGGAGAGAGAACCAAUGGACACUCCACUGGCCAAUCCCACGACAUGCUCGGGGACAGCCUGCAGGCACCCGCCAGCCCCAGUUCCUCUACCAGCUCCCAUUGCUCCUCCCGAGAUGGAGAGUUCACACUCACCACACUGAAGAAGGAGGCCAAGUUCGAGCUUCGUGCCUUCCACGAGGACAAGAAGCCCUCUAAGCUCUUUGAGGAGGAUGAGCGGGAGAAGGAACAAUUCUGCAUCCGGAAAGUGAGGCCCUCGGAGGAGAUGCUUGAGCUGGAGAAGGAGCGGAGGGAGCUCAUUCGGAGUCAGGCUGUGAAGAAGAACCCCGGCAUUGCCGCCAAGUGGUGGAAUCCCCCCCAGGAAAAGACUAUCGAGGAACAGCUGGACGAGGAACAUCUGGAGUCGCACAGAAAGUAUAAGGAGCGCAAAGAGAGGAGGGCACAGCAGGAACAGCUACAGUUGCAGCAGCAACAGCAGCAGCAGCAGCAGCAACAACUACAGCAGCAGCAGCAGCAACAGCAGCAGCAGUUCCCGCCCCAGCUCUGCACAGCUCCAGCUUCUUCUCAUGAACACCUAGACGGCACUGAGCACACCAAGGAGGAUGUCGUCACCGAGCAAAUUGACUUCUCCGCUGCCCGCAAGCAGUUCCAGCAGAUGGAGAAUCCCAGGCAAACAUUGGCCAAGGGCCAGAGCACACCAAGGCUGUUCUCCAUCAAGCCUUUCUACAGACCUCUUGGAUCCAUCAACUCGGACAAGCCGCCGACCAUCUUGCGGCCAGCUACUAUCGGGGGAACUCCAGAAGACAGUGGUACACAGGCAGCCAAGGGACAGAAAGCGCCCUGUGUGUCUGAGAGCCAGUCUGCUGGAGCAGGUGCAACUAGCACUAACACUCAGGGAAAGGAAGGGUUGUACAGUGAGCCUUCCAAGCGUGGGCCCUUAUCUAAACUGUGGGCAGAGGAUGGAGAGUUCACGAGUGCCCGGGCUGUCCUUACGGUAGUCAAGGAUGAAGAUCACGGAAUUUUGGAUCAGUUUUCCAGAUCGGUCAAUGUGUCCUUGACCCAAGAGGAGCUGGAUUCGGGUUUGGAUGAGUUGUCAGUGAGGUCUCAGGACACCACUGUCCUGGAGACUCUGUCCAAUGACUUCAGUAUGGACAACAUUAGUGACAGUGGGGCUUCCAACGAGACACCCAGUGCCCUUCAGGAAAACUCGCUGGCUGAUUUCUCUCUGCCUCAGACUCCCCAGACAGACAACCCCUCAGAGGGCCGAGAAGGGGUCUCCAAGUCAUUCAGCGACCAUGGUUUCUAUUCUCCUUCCUCCACACUGGGAGAUUCCCCAUCUGUUGAUGACCCCUUGGAAUAUCAGGCUGGGCUCCUGGUGCAGAGUGUUAUUCAACAAGCCAUUGCUGAGCAGGUGGAUAAAGCUGAGCCACACAGCAGCAAGCAGGGACCAGAACAGCAGGGACCUAAAGCAACAACGGAGGAAGCUGGAAGCCAGGCUCCUGCCUCCGAGAAGCCCCAGGCCAUGUUUGCACCACCUCAGGUGUCUUCUCCUGUUCAAGAGAAAAGGGAUGUAUUACCAAAGAUCCUCCCUGCGGAGGACAGGGCACUCAGGGAAAAGGGGCCCUGCCAACCACCGACAGCUGCGCAGCCCAGCGGUCCAGUCAACAUGGAGGAGACCAGGCCUGAAGGAGGCUAUUUCAGCAAGUACUCAGAGGCAGCCGAGCUGAGAAGCACAGCCUCCCUCCUGGCUACUCAAGAGUCUGACGUCAUGGUUGGGCCCUUCAAACUGAGGUCAAGGAAGCAGCGGACUUUGUCCAUGAUUGAAGAAGAGAUCCGAGCAGCCCAAGAAAGGGAAGAGGAGUUGAAACGGCAGAGACAAGUGGCGCAGAGCACCCCAAGCCCCAGGGCCAAGAACACCCCAUCGCUGCCUUCUAGAACCACCUGCUACAAAACUGCUCCAGGGAAAAUAGAGAAAGUCAAACCUCCUCCAUCCCCCACAACUGAAAGUCCCAGCCUGCAGCCUGAUUUAGGCCCUGAAGAGGCUGCCGGAGCCCAGCGGCCCAAGAACCUGAUGCAGACUCUCCUGGAAGACUAUGAGACACACAAGUCUAAAAGGCGGGAGAGAAUGGAUGAUAGUAGUUACACCUCUAAGUUACUGUCUUGCAAGGUGACUUCCGAGGUCCUGGAGGCCACUCGGGUUAAUCGAAGAAAGAGUGCCCUCGCCUUGCGCUGGGAGGCGGGGAUUUAUGCCAACCAAGAGGAGGAGGACAAUGAAUAAACUUCUUUCAGCCCAGGAAAUGCCUUUGCUGAAGGAGUUUCAGCAAAGAAACCAAGAAAUUAUCAAGUCGGAAGCAUUUUAAUGGACUAUUUAUUAAAGUGCAUAAAACUCAACGAUCCUCAUGUAGACCAGAAGCUGCAAUACACAAUGAUUUAAAAGAAGAACAGCGAAUUGAACAGGAAGUUCACCCAUCAAACUCUGAGACCACGGUCAGAAGAGAAAGACUGUCUUUGUGACUCAGAGAAGCCCCUGGCUUUGGACCAUUCUACCACUCAUCCAAAGGGACACAGAUGUGACAAAUGAGUUGACGUAGUUACUGCAGGCAGAACCGAAGCCAGCCUUGGUUGGGUUGUGAGGAGGAGCAAACACUGGCACGGCCAUUCCAAGGCAACCAACAGCCUAGGCUGGUGGUACAGCCUACGGCAUACAGACUAUCCCUCACUACCAGCCUCCCACCCCUUUCUCGCUUGAGAUAUCAGAAGUGUUGGGUUGACUCCAUUUUCUCCAGCAGCCAUAAAAACGAAUGGUGUUUCUUUCCAUAGUUGCCCAAAAAGAGGCAGUAAUGAUUCAGUCUCUCUUAUGUGUAAUCAUUUUUAAUUGGGUACACUUAAUGGUCACAAUACAUAAAAACCGUAUUUUUAAGAUAAUAUCUCUUCAUGUUGCAGAUGCAAUCUAUUCUACAGUAGGAGGUUGAGCGUGGUGGGGGAGAGAGCCAAACCAAAUGGGUUAUUAGCUUUAGAACUUUGUCUGCUUUUACUGUUGACUGAUAGCUUAGGAAAACACAUUUUCACAGUUAUGUUUCUUCAUAGAAAACUAUAUUUAGUGGGCAAUGACUAUUUUUAUGAGGGGACGGGGGAUAGGAACACGGAUAAAACCUGUGCACAUUGAACAGCUUGGUUCAAGAUGGUAGGCGUAUUUUUAGAACGGCAAUAAUUGAAAAUAAAAGGGGGGCAGACUGCCUUAGAAAGGGAGAUGAUCAGAAAUAAGUGUUUAUAACUAUUUUGUAUUUUAAAGUUGGCCUUAGAGGUGAUUGGGGCAUAGGAUGGAUUGCUUGGGACCUGAGAAAGACAACAUUAGAGUCAUGGAGGUAGGGAGAGGAAGGGGGUGGGAGGGAGAAAGAGGGAAAGUGAGGAAGGGAGAGAGAUUAUUUUUGCUGAACGACCAGUGUUUUUCAGGAUGACAAAGAGAAAAAUAUAGACUAGAAAUUUAAGUACAGACGUGG
This is a messenger RNA of Acomys russatus (golden spiny mouse), 5440 nucleotides long. RefSeq names its product PALM2 and AKAP2 fusion (gene Palm2akap2). Bases 283 to 4218 code for a protein of 1311 amino acids. The transcript has 11 exons. Gene Ontology annotation, cellular component: membrane. The record is from RefSeq and is a predicted model, not a curated record. NCBI's taxonomy places the organism in Eukaryota, Metazoa, Chordata, Mammalia, Rodentia, Muridae. Gene Ontology annotation, biological process: regulation of cell shape.